AUGGCCGACAACCAGGUUGCUGCUGCAGCUGCUGCUUCGCUGCCGCCGCCGGUGUCCAAGGACAAGGAGAAGGUGACGCCUCCGCUGCCAGUCGUGCCUGUCCCUGCUGCCCCGGUUGACGACGACAAGGUCAUCAAGCUGAUGGCCGUGCUCGUGGACGUGGACGUGAAGCCUGCUUCUUCGUUGUCUAUCUCGCCGCCGCCGGCCGUCAUGCCGGCGGACAACAACAACAAGACGACGACGACGACGACUCCACCUGCUGUCGCUGUCCCGAUCCUAUUCGUGGUCUGCCUGUGGGCCCUCAUCAACGCCGUCGUCUUCGCCAUCGCCGACGUCGCCACACUCAUCGUCAACCGCACCCCCUGCACCAAGUCGACAUGGCUGUUCCGGUGCGUGACGCUGACCGACGCGGCGGCCGCGGAGGUGAGCCUCCUGCUGUACGGGGUGCUGUUGUGCAGCGCGGCUGCUGCGCUGGCGGCGCCGCUGCACAUGCUGCUGACGACGACAGCGACCACCACGAGCCGCAAGCGCUGGGGCGCCGUCGACGCCCUGGCCUGGGUGGCGCUGACGGCCACGGCGGGCAUCCACUGCAUGGAGGUCGCCUACGACCACAUCUUCCCCGCCGCCGAUGCUGGGGACACGUACAUCUUCGUCGACGUCGUGCUCAGCUCCAUUUACGUCGCGGUGGACCUGCUCGCCGGCGUCCUCCUCUGCUGCUCUCCUCGCCGCCUGGAGCUGGGCGAACAGAAGGGCGACAACGACGGAGAGGUCUAG
This is a messenger RNA of Miscanthus lutarioriparius, 774 nucleotides long. Lineage: Eukaryota; Viridiplantae; Streptophyta; Magnoliopsida; Poales; Poaceae. The record is from the annotation of a GenBank genome assembly.